AUGGAGGGCUCGGUGCCGGCAGGGGGCCAGGGGAGGCUGAGAGGGGAGCCCGCUAGUGGAGGCCUUGCCAGCACCUUUCUCAAACCCUUCAGGAAAUGCAGCCAAGUCCCACUUUUGGAGCCCACCACACCCAAUGCCCUCCAGCAUGACAUGUCAGCUUCCCAACCAUCCCUGGCCAAGCCCCUGGCCCAAGAGAGGCGGGAUGAUCCUGACAUGCUCACCAUGGCUGCGGACAUCAGCCGGGGCAGGCUGCAGGGCAGCCCUGCUCCAGAGACUGCUCUGUGUCCCCUGACCACAUCUCCUUCCCUGGAUGGUGGGCGGGCAAGUGGACAGAGCGGGGUGCACAGGAUGACCCCCUUCCCCUGUGGGACUGUCCCCAAGGAGCCCCCUGGACAGCAGACACCUGUCCACUCCUCAGCCCCUGCUGGGGACCCCCAGGAGCAGUGGCUCCCCCUGCGAGAGUGGCUGGGGCGGCUGGAGGCUGCAGUGGUGGAGCUCAGAGAACAGAAUAAGGACCUGCAGAUGAGGGUGAGGCGGCUGGAGUCCUGUGAGUGCCACCCUGCAUCUCCCCAGUGCUGGGGGCUGGGGCGUGCCUGGCCCGAGGGGGCGCGCUGGGAGCCUGACCCCUGCACAGCCUGCGUCUGCCAGGAUGGGACCGCUCACUGUGGCCCCCAAGCCCACCUGCCCCAUUGCAGGGGCUGCAGCCAGAAUGGCCAGACCUACGGCAACGGGGAGACCUUCUCCCCAGACGCCUGCACCACCUGCCGCUGUCUGGCAGGGGCUGUGCAGUGCCAGCGGUUCUCAUGUUCAGAGCUCAACUGCUUGGAGAGCUGCACCCCACUUGGGGAGUGCUGCCCCAUCUGCUGCACAGAAGGUGGCUCUCACUGGGAACACGGCCAAGAGUGGACCACACCGGGGGACCCCUGCCGAAUCUGCCAGUGCCUGGAGGGUCACAUCCAGUGCCGCCAGCGAGAAUGUGCCAGCCUGUGUCCGUACCCAGCCCGGCCCCUCCCAGGCACCUGCUGCCCUGUGUGUGAUGGCUGUUUCCUAAACGGGCGGGAGCACCGCAGCGGGGAGCCCGUGGGCUCAGGGGACCCCUGCUCGCACUGCCGCUGCGCUAACGGGAGUGUCCAGUGUGAGCCUCUGCCCUGCCCGCCGGUGCCCUGCAGACACCCAGGCAAGAUCCCUGGGCAGUGCUGCCCUGUCUGCGAUGGCUGUGAGUACCAGGGACACCAGUAUCAGAGCCAGGAGACCUUCAGACUCCAAGAGCGGGGCCUCUGUGUCCGCUGCUCCUGCCAGGCUGGCGAGGUCUCCUGUGAGGAGCAGGAGUGCCCAGUCACUCCCUGUGCCCUGCCUGCCUCUGGUCGCCAGCUCUGCCCAGCCUGUGUGCUGGAUGGAGAGGAGUUUGCUGAGGGAGUCCAGUGGGAGCCUGAUGGUCGGCCCUGCACUACCUGCGUCUGUCAAGAUGGGGUACCGAAGUGCGGGGCUGCACUCUGUACCCCAGCCCCCUGCCAGCACCCCACCCAGCCCCCUGGUGCCUGCUGCCCCAGCUGUGACAGCUGCACCUACCAUGGCCAAGUGUAUGCCAAUGGGCAGAACUUCACGGAUGCAGACAGCCCUUGCCAUGUCUGCCGCUGCCAGGAUGGAACUGUGACAUGCUCCUUGGUUGACUGCCCUCUCACGACCUGUGCCAGGCCCCAGAGUGGACCGGGCCAGUGUUGCCCCAGGUGCCCAGACUGCAUCCUGGAAGAAGAGGUGUUUGUGGACGGUGAGAGCUUCUCCCACCCCCGAGACCCCUGCCAGGAGUGCCGAUGCCAGGAAGGCCAUGCCCGCUGCCAGCCUCGCGCCUGCCUCAGGGCCCCCUGUGCCCACCCGCUGCCUGGGACCUGCUGCCGGAACGACUGCAGCGGCUGUGCCUUUGGCGGUAAAGAGUAUGCCAGCGGAGCGGACUUCCCCCACCCCUCUGACCCCUGCCGUCUGUGUCGCUGUCUGAGCGGCAACGUGCAGUGCCUGACCCGCCGCUGCUCGCCGCUGCCCUGUCCAGAGCCUGUCCUGCUGCCGGGAGACUGCUGCCCGCAGUGCCCGGGUAGGGGCCGCAUCCCUCGGCUGCUCCUCCCCCGAGGUCCCCUCGGAGGCUGCCUGUACCAGGGGAAGGAGUUUGCCAGCGGGGAGCGCUUCCCAUCGACCACUGCCGCCUGCCACCUCUGCCUUUGCUGGGAGGGCAGCGUGAGCUGCGAGCCCAAGGCAUGUGCCCCUGCACUGUGCCCCUUCCCUGCCAGGGGCGACUGCUGCCCUGACUGUGAUGGCUGUGAGUACCUGGGGGAGUCCUACCUGAGUAACCAGGAGUUCCCAGAUCCCCGAGAACCCUGCAACCUGUGUACCUGCCUUGGAGGCUUCGUGACCUGCGGCCACCGGCCCUGUGAACCCCCGGGCUGCAGCCACCCAUUCAUCCCCUCUGGGCACUGCUGCCCGACCUGCCAGGGAUGCCACUACCAUGGCGUCACUGCUGCCUCCGGAGAGACCCUUCCUGACCCACUUGACCCUGCCUGUUCCCUCUGCACCUGCCAGGAAGGUUCCAUGCGCUGCCAGAAGAAGCCAUGUCCCCCAGCUCUCUGCCCCCACCCCUCUCCAGGCCCCUGCUUCUGCCCUGUUUGCCACAGCUGCGUCUCUCAGGGCCGGGAGCACCAGGAUGGGGAGGAGUUUGAGGGAGCAGCAGGCAGCUGUGAAUGGUGUCGCUGUCAGGCUGGCCAGGUCCGCUGUGUGCGGCUGCAGUGCCCACCCCUUCCCUGCCAGCUCCAGGUCACCGAGCCGGGGAGCUGCUGCCCUCGCUGCAGAGGCUGCCUGGUUCAUGGGGAAGAGCACCCUGAAGGCAGUAGCUGGGUGCCCCCCGACAGUGCCUGCUCCUCCUGCGUGUGUCACGAGGGUGUCAUCACCUGUGCACGCGUCCAGUGCAUCAGCUCUUGCGCCCAGCCCCACCAGGGGCCCCAUGACUGCUGUCCUCGAUGCUCUGACUGUGAGCAUGAGGGCCGGAAGUACGAGCCCGGGGAAAGCUUCCAGCCUGGGGCAGACCCCUGUGAAGUGUGCAUCUGCCAGCCACAGCCUGAGGGGCCUCCCAGCCUUCGCUGUCACCGGCGGCAGUGUCCCAGCCUGGUGGGCUGCCCCCCCAGCCAGCUCCUGCCCCCUGGGCCCCAGCACUGCUGUCCGACCUGUGCCCAGGCUUUGAGUAACUGUUCAGAGGGCCUGCUGGGAUCUGAGCUAGCCCCACCGGACCCCUGCUACACAUGCCAGUGCCAGGACCUGACAUGGCUCUGCAUCCACCAAACCUGUCCUGAGCUCAGCUGUCCCCUCUCAGAGCGCCACACUCCCCCUGGGAGCUGCUGCCCCGUGUGCCAGGCUCCCACCCAGUCCUGCGUGCACCAGGGCCGUGAGGUGGCCUCUGGAGAGCGCUGGACUGUGGACGCCUGCACCAGCUGCUCCUGCAUGGCGGGCACCGUGCGUUGCCAGAGCCAGCGCUGCUCACCACUCUCGUGUGGCCCCGACAAGGCCCCUGCCCUGAGUCCUGGCAGCUGCUGCCCCCGCUGCCUGCCCCGGCCAGCUUCCUGCAUGGCCUUCGGAGACCCCCAUUACCGCACCUUCGACGGUCGCCUGCUGCACUUCCAGGGCAGUUGCAGCUAUGUGCUGGCCAAGGACUGCCACAGCGGGGACUUCAGUGUGCACGUGACCAAUGAUGACCGGGGCCGGAGCGGCGUGGCCUGGACCCAGGAGGUGGCGGUGCUGCUGGGAGACGUGGCCGUGCGGCUGCUGCAGGGCGGAGCAGUCACUGUGGAUGGGCACCCAGUGGCCUUGCCCUUCCUGCAGGAGCCGCUGCUGUAUGUGGAGCUGCGAGGACACACUGUGAUCCUGCAUACCCAGCCCGGGCUCCAGGUGCUGUGGGACGGGCAGUCCCAGGUGGAGGUGAGCGUGCCUGGCUCCUACCAGGGCCGGACUUGUGGGCUCUGUGGGAACUUCAACGGCUUUGCCCAGGAUGAUCUGCAGGGCCCUGAGGGGCUGCUCCUGCCCACAGAGGCUGCGUUUGGGAAUAGCUGGCAGGUCCCAGAGGGGCUGGGGCCUGGCCGGCCCUGUUCUGCAGGCCGAGAGAUGGAUCCGUGCCGGGCAGCAGGUUACCGUGCCAGGCGUGAGGCCAAUGCCCGGUGUGGGGUGCUGAAGUCCUCCCCAUUCAGUCGCUGCCAUGCUGUGGUGCCACCGGAGCCCUUCUUUGCCGCCUGUGUGUAUGACCUGUGUGCCUGUGGCCCUGGCUCCUCCGCUGAUGCCUGCCUCUGUGACGCCCUGGAAGCCUAUGCCAGUCACUGUCGCCAGGCAGGAGUGACACCUACCUGGCGAGGCCCCACGCUAUGCGUGGUAGGCUGCCCCCUGGAGCAUGGCUUCGUGUUCGAUGAGUGCGGCCCGCCCUGUCCCCGCACCUGCUUCAAUCAGCAUAUCCCCCUGGGGGAGCUGGCAGCCCACUGUGUGAGGCCCUGCAUGCCCGGCUGCCAGUGCCCUGCAGGCCUGGUGGAGCACGAGGCCCACUGCAUCCCACCCGAGGCCUGUCCCCAAGUCCUGCUCACUGGAGACCAGCCACUCGGUGCUCCGCCCAGCCCCAGCCGGGAGCCCCAGGAGACACCCUGAGCCAGGACAGUGCCUGACCAGGGUUCAUCAGGCCAGGAGUCUCCCCUUGGCAAGCAAUUCCCACCCUGGUCAGGGCUGUGGAGAGAAUGCCCUGCCUGGACAGUGGAGCCUGGGCCCCUGCCCUGCAAAGACCCCUGCUGUGUUGAGUCACAAGCAGUAAACUCUAGGCCUG
Molecule: messenger RNA, 4837 nt
Organism: Mandrillus leucophaeus (drill)
Lineage: Eukaryota; Metazoa; Chordata; Mammalia; Primates; Cercopithecidae
Gene: KCP
Product: kielin/chordin-like protein
Exons: 38
Coding region: 1-4665 (1554 amino acids)
Molecular function (GO): protein binding
Source: RefSeq, a predicted model, not a curated record